This is a messenger RNA of Delphinapterus leucas (beluga whale), 1026 nucleotides long. The record is from RefSeq and is a predicted model, not a curated record. NCBI's taxonomy places the organism in Eukaryota, Metazoa, Chordata, Mammalia, Artiodactyla, Monodontidae.
AUGGGUAUAGCAAUCCCAGAAGCCAUGUAUUUCAAAACCAGUGUUGGAUGCACAGGGCAGCUUCAGGGUGGUAGGAGUCCCAAAAGGGCUUGCAAGACACAACGGGGCUCGGGCUCCAGCGCAGUAACACUCUGGAAACACCUCCAGGCCCCACGGAGUCUGCGCGGCGGGGCGUCAGGCAGGUACUCACCGGGCGCCAGUUCGAGUGGUCCCAAGCAAAGCGGCACAGGCGACUGCCAAGCGCGCCUGUCACUAACCCGCCGCAACCCCCGAAGCUCGUUAACCGAGAGGCCCACGGCCCCUUCUCCCGUGCCCCUCCCGGGUGAGAGGCGGCGCAGGGCAGAGGCGGCCAACUUAGGGCUCUGCCCAACCCUGAGCGGACGCAGCGCCCGGCUCCGGCCGGCGUUGGAUGGGGCGGGACUCCGGCGAGCGUGGUUGCGCGCGCGCGCUCCUGCCCAGUCCAGCCCUUUCCCGUCCGGGGCGCGCGCGGCCAGGCCGGCCCCGGCGCGAGCCUGCGGCGCCCCCGUUCGGCUCCCGCUGGUUCGGCCGCCGCGCGCGCCGCCGUGCGCGCCGCCCGCGCUCCUGCAGCGGCGAAGCUGGCAGCCGGGGAGCCAAUUAGCGCUCCGCGAGGCAGCGGCUACUUCCUCGUCUGCCCGGCUGCGCGCUCUGGACAGCUCUGUCGGCCGCGGGGCGGGGCGGGGCACUUCGCCGAGCUGCUCUGCCUGCCUCUGCUCGUCCGGCUUCCCGGGGUGGACGCAGGUCCUUGAAGGCGCACCACUGCAAACCAGACAUAAAGAAACUCUGAGGCGCCCGGAGUGCCGGCUGGAGGGGCAUUCGGUUGGCUUUUCGUGCGUGGUCUUUAGAAUCAGCCGCUCCAGGAAGAGAGAUGUCCAAGCCGCCACCCAAACCGGUCAAACCAGGGCAAGUUAAAGUGUUCAGAGCUCUUUAUACGUUUGAACCCAGAACUGUAAGUAUGCAGUUUUUCACUUUCAAAUUGACAUAAAAACCAAAAGGGAUUUCAUUUAG